AUGUUUGAAAAAGGCUGUCACCUUGUCCAUAAUGAAAUUGUGAACCAGAUUCCUGAAUUAAGAUCAUUCAAGGUCGGAAUGGCCAACGUAUUCUUGCAACAUACUUCUGCUUCAUUAAUGAUCAAUGAAAACGCUGACCCUGAUGUACAAAAGGAUAUGGAAAUGGGUUUAAAUAAGAUCGUGCCGGAAUCAUUUCCCUAUAUUCACACAGCAGAAGGCCCUGAUGAUAUGCCUGGUCACUUGAAAUCAGGAAUUGUAGGCGUUUCUCUUAAUGUUCCAAUCACCAAUGGUCGCUUAAACCUUGGAACUUGGCAAGGUAUUUAUCUUUGUGAGCAUCGUGAGCAUGGUGGAUCACGCAGGGUUGUUGUUACAUUGCAAGGAGAAAAGAAAUAA
Messenger RNA from Rhizopus microsporus ATCC 52813, 393 nucleotides. Its product is annotated as UPF0047-domain-containing protein. The transcript has 5 exons. The record is from RefSeq and is a predicted model, not a curated record. NCBI's taxonomy places the organism in Eukaryota, Fungi, Mucoromycota, Mucoromycetes, Mucorales, Rhizopodaceae. The coding region runs from base 1 to 393 and encodes 130 amino acids.